Molecule: messenger RNA, 972 nt
Organism: Aureobasidium melanogenum CBS 110374
Lineage: Eukaryota; Fungi; Ascomycota; Dothideomycetes; Dothideales; Saccotheciaceae
Exons: 4
Coding region: 1-972 (323 amino acids)
Source: RefSeq, a predicted model, not a curated record
AUGCCUCCCAAACGUAGCAAGAAAAUCCCAGCAGCCUGCAAGGUACAAGGCAAACUCAACUUCCAACGCGUGCAGAAGCCACACACCACUGUCUCUCCUCUCGUUCAGAUCCUGUCGCAAUACGAGCUCAUGAUCAUGGUCACCGACCAGCUCUCUUCGGCCGACAUCAUCCAUCUCACCGCUACCUGCAAGGAGAUCAAGACGUACCUUACCGAUGACAAGACCAUCUACGCCACCAUCACAGAACGCGCCAAUUGCGACGGUAAAGGCAUCGAAGCCAGAGCAAAGUGCUUCGGUCAUUGGAAGGGAGAUGUUACCAACGCAGACGUCCGUUGCGGAGGUUCAGACUGCCAACCUUGUGAGGACUGUCAUGCCAUGGUCUGCAAUGAGUGCCGCUACCACAUCAACUACAUGAGCAAGUCGCCUUGCUGCAGGGCUGAUCCACCGCAUUGGGAAAGCCACGAAGCCGACUUCGCAGAAGACCUCGAAGACAUGAAAGACUGCCAUGGUGAUUGUAUCAAUUGUCCUGCAUUCCAUUCGGGCCGCUUCCCCAUCGAAAGCAUUCGAGCUGCUCUGCUGGCUGGCAAGCCUCGCGAACGCCACUACUGUUCGGAUUGCAAGCCACAUUUGUGCGACAACGAAGGUACACCAAGUCUGGAGGCCAUCUUUGACAUCAUCAGCGAACACGACGACGAUAGCGACUGGUGUUUCUGCACUUUGGCCGACAAGUUCAUCGGAGACCACUGGCUUUGCAUUCCAUGCUUCAUCAAACAAGAGGCCGAAGCUUACAGCCGUCGUCAAAAGCGAGAGAUCUACAAGUGGGAGAAAGAAGAUGAAGAAUGGACUCGAAAGCUUGUCAAGACUGAACACUUCUGCGAUUGUGGCCGUGUCGCUGACAUCGAAUAUCUGGUUUCUUGCAGAUGGUGUGAUGAAUACAUGCUGACUCCUGAAGUCAGCGAUGUGCUCUUUUAG